GCCACGGGGAGCACCCGUUGACGGCACGGCGGAUAGGUGAAAAGGUCACUACGCAGUGGAAAAUAGUGCUCCUCGGUGAAACCAAUUUCAAUAUUUGUAAGAAUAUUUAUGGCUUUUAUAAGAUCGCUAAAAUAAGUUUUCGUCACGUUCUGAUAUUCUCAGCAUAAAUCGUCUUUGAAAUCGUUGUUAUAAUAGUUUUUGACCUCUCGUUAGCAGCCCGUAUAUAAUGGCCCACGUGCGAAUAGCCAUCAGCCGCUUUUUCUGCCCGAAAGCCGGCAUUUUGCGAGUGCCCAUUCUGCCUCUGAGCUGCAGCUUCGCGACAGCCGCCGACAAGAUGUCCAACCCCCGUGUGUUUUUCGACGUGACUGCUGAUGGGGCUCCCCUCGGCAGGAUUGUGAUGGAGCUUCGCCCCGACGUCGUCCCGAAAACUGCCGAAAACUUCCGCGCCCUGUGCACCGGCGAGAAGGGCUUCGGUUACAAGGGCAGCAUUUUCCACCGAGUCAUCCCUAACUUCAUGUGCCAGGGAGGAGACUUCACCCGGCACAACGGCACGGGCGGCAAGUCCAUCUACGGCGAGAAGUUUGAAGAUGAAAACUUCAUCCUGAAGCACACCGGACCAGGGAUCCUUUCCAUGGCUAAUGCUGGCCCCAACACCAAUGGAUCCCAGUUCUUUAUCACGACUGUGAAGACUGCCUGGCUCGACGGCAAGCACGUGGUCUUUGGUGCCGUAGUGGAAGGCCAGGACGUCUACAAGCAGAUGGAGUCUUUCGGCAGCCAGAACGGCAAGACCUCCAAAAAGCUGGCCAUCGCAGAUUGCGGUCAGCUGCAAUAGGGGUCAUCUUGGAAACAAUGGGGGCAAAGAUUUCCAACACUUCGAGCCACUUGUGCAACACCGAAGGCUGUAUUCCACCCUCUUCUUUCAUAGGCAUUCUGAAUUGUUUUGGAGAAAUUUAGUCUUAUUAUUGGCUUCAGCUAACUAAAUGUUUCUCUUCUGUGUGUUGUACACACUCCCAAAGCCGUAUGAAAUAAAGUUCAUUUUCACUGAA
Molecule: messenger RNA, 1046 nt
Organism: Ixodes scapularis (black-legged tick)
Lineage: Eukaryota; Metazoa; Arthropoda; Arachnida; Ixodida; Ixodidae
Product: peptidyl-prolyl cis-trans isomerase
Exons: 5
Coding region: 227-832 (201 amino acids)
Biological process (GO): protein folding; protein peptidyl-prolyl isomerization
Cellular component (GO): intracellular membrane-bounded organelle
Molecular function (GO): peptidyl-prolyl cis-trans isomerase activity
Source: RefSeq, a predicted model, not a curated record